Penicillium coprophilum is the source of this 1386-nucleotide messenger RNA. RefSeq names its product chitobiosyldiphosphodolichol beta-1,4 mannosyltransferase. Gene Ontology annotation, cellular component: endoplasmic reticulum. The transcript is spliced from 3 exons. Gene Ontology annotation, molecular function: mannosyltransferase activity. The record is from RefSeq and is a predicted model, not a curated record. NCBI's taxonomy places the organism in Eukaryota, Fungi, Ascomycota, Eurotiomycetes, Eurotiales, Aspergillaceae. The coding region runs from base 1 to 1386 and encodes 461 amino acids.
AUGAUCGAGACCCUUAUCAGCGUAGUGUUCUGCCUGUCAAGCGCCCUCACCGUGUUGAUCCUUUUACUCCCUUCGCAAUAUCAGCCAGAACAAGUGGAAUCUUCAAGAUCCGAUGAUACAAAAAGGCGCAAGACUUGCGUUCAAAUCCUUGUUCUUGGCGACAUUGGCCGAAGCCCGCGCAUGCAGUAUCAUGCAUUGAGCAUUGCAAAACAUGGCGGGGAGGUGAUAAUUAUCGGGUAUAAUGAAUCUGAUCCUCAUCCUGAUAUCAUAUCUAACCCCAACAUCUCAAUUGUUCCACUUCGCCCCCAUGCCGCUAUUCUACAGACUAGUAACAAAUUACUAUUUACAAUUUAUGGACCAUUGAAGGUGUUAUUCCAGAUUGCCUGUCUCUGGAAGUGUCUUGCGUAUACCACAAAACCGUCCCGGUGGCUUUUGGUCCAGAACCCACCUUCCAUUCCCACACUGGCUAUAGCAUCAAUUGUCUGUUUCUUGCGGCAAACGAGGCUUAUCAUUGAUUGGCAUAAUUUUGGAUAUUCCAUACUCGCGUUGAAACUCGGCCAAAGCCAUCCAUUGGUGAAAAUGUCGUUGUCGUAUGAGAAGGCAUUCUGCAAAUAUGCUACGGCUCAUUUGUGCGUCACGAAUGCUAUGAAAUCCGUUCUCAGAAGGGAUUUCAAUCUUCAAGCCCCUGUGUUGCCACUGCACGACCGCCCUGCCAGUCACUUCAAUCCCAUCCUCGAUCCCAAUGCACGAGUGGAGUUCCUCAUGACUCUACCGGAAACUAAGGAAUUUCAUUCUCCUUUAAAAGCAGGGUCUCUCCGGGUGCUGGUCAGUUCAACCUCAUGGACUGCAGAUGAGGAUUUCUCAGUCCUCAUUGAUGCCCUUCUUUAUUACUCUGAACUGGCCACUACAACGCAGCCUCACCUCCCCGAGGUAUUGGCCAUCAUAACAGGGAAGGGCCCACAAAAAGAAAUGUAUUUGGAACAGAUUGCCAUUCUUGAAAAGACAAGUAAGCUACAGAAGGUCACAAUUCGAACUGCGUGGUUGGGUGUAUCAGAAUAUGCCCAGCUGUUGGCAUCCGCAUCUCUGGGGGUCAGCCUUCAUACUAGCAGCAGUGGGGUAGAUCUCCCAAUGAAGGUUGUAGAUAUGUUCGGAGCUGGUCUUCCUGUUGUGGGAUGGGAUCGUUUCGAAGCAUGGCCCGAGUUGGUCACCCAGGGCGUCAAUGGAUUGGGCUUUGGGAGCUCGGAGGAGUUGGCUAAGCACUUGGUUGACCUGUUCGGUGAUAAUGAUAAAUUGGAGAGUCUACGCCGAGGUGCCAAAAAAGAAAGCUCUCGGCGAUGGGACGACGAAUGGAAUCCUAUUGCGGGGUCCCUUCUUGGGUUGACAUAG